This is a messenger RNA of Entelurus aequoreus (snake pipefish), 4074 nucleotides long. RefSeq names its product immunoglobulin superfamily member 3-like. Lineage: Eukaryota; Metazoa; Chordata; Actinopteri; Syngnathiformes; Syngnathidae. The transcript has 10 exons. The record is from RefSeq and is a predicted model, not a curated record. The coding region runs from base 590 to 3142 and encodes 850 amino acids.
AAUGCCUUCUCACCGGAUAUAUAAAGCUCAUUGCGAAAGGUGGUGCAAGCAAAUUCCACCCAUCUCCUUUUCUGAGAAUCAUCCUCCAUUUCGGUGCCAGGUAGCCUAGCAACCUCCAGUCUGCUGCGUCUGAGCGGGUCCAAACAAGUGACGGUGGAAAUGAAGCGGUCGUCCUUGGUGCAGCCUCCGAUGAUGAGGAACACCUCUGAGAGGAAAUGAUACUGACCUCCCUUCCAGAAAGGUGAAAUGAACGGGCCUCUUGCAGUAAAGGAAAGGUGUCACUGCAGCUGCGGAUCAGUUCAUCGGACUCCACUUUUUCCACAAAGUAUGCCGGUUCUAACAGCGGCAGCCGCACGUACGACAGCAAACGGGAUGGUCUCUAACGACUCCGUCGACACUUCUGGGAAGUCCUGCUGCUGGACCGUCUGGGAAAAGUGGAAAACGAGGUAGUCCUGAGCCUUGACUUUCAGAGCAGGCAGGGCAUGGCGUUCAGCAAUGUUGAGGAUCCCGAUGCAAGUCUCCGGUUGAAGGGAUCUGCUCAGGAGAAGCCGAGGUCCUGACUAAGGUCCAGGACGGUCCUCUUUAUCGAAUGGCGGGCUCCCGUCUCUCCAUUUCUUGCAACGUGAGCGGCUUCAUCGAUGACAGCUUUCAAAAGGACUUUCAGUUCCGUGUGACCAAGCCAAUCAUGGCCAAAGAGCUGAACAUCAUCAGUACCAGCGACCCACAAUUUGGCUACACCGUGUACCGAAACAGAGGUAACGACAUCACCUUGUCGCAUGUUACACCCAACUCUGUUCUCUUUGAGAUACAAAGUCUUCGGAAAGACGACGAAGGGAAGUACAACUGUUUUGUGGUCAACCCGUACUCAGUUUACGAAGGAACCUACGAUGCAACGACCGAUGUGAAAGUGAUUGACAACUCCUUAAGUGUUUCAUCAACUGACUUGACCAGGCUGAGCCAUAACGAGGGUGAAGCGCUCACCCUGACAUGCCGAGUCUCCAGCGACACCAUCCAGCAUACCCAUCUGUCCGUAGCCUGGUAUGUCCACAGGGAGAACCAGGACAACGCGCAGCUCAUCUUGUCCCUGGAUAGAGACUUCACGUUGAGGCCCGGUCAAGAGUUCCAAGGGCGCUACCAAGCCGGGUUCAUCAGGUUGGAUAAAGUCGGAGGGGCCACUUACAGGCUGACGAUGGAACAACUGGAAGUGUCGGACCGUGGCCGGGUCUACUGCCAGGCCCAAGAGUGGAUCCAGGAUCCUGACCUCUCCUGGUACUCGCUCGCACUGAAGACUGCGGGGGAGACAACACUGGAUGUCAAAGGAAGAGAGUUGGUCCCAGACAAGUCCUCUGUGGUGGUGGUGAGAUUGUCUGCACAGCAGUUGUCUCUGCAGGAGGGGCAGGAGCUCCUCCUGACCUGCAGUGUUGACACGCAGAACCUGGAGGAAAAGUUUUUCUCUGUAGCUUGGCACCGCGCAGGUGUGGAGAUGGCUCGAAUCGGUCCCACGGGGGUUCUGUCUGUGAGACCUGAGUACAGUUGGCGAGAGAAACAAGGAGAGCUCAGAGCCAGCAGGAUUGGGGACGGAGAUUACCGUCUCGUAUUGCAGCCCGUUAGCACUGACGACCAGGGAGAGUACAUGUGCAGAGUGUGGCCCCAAGAAAGAGGACAACGUGGCGCCUUUGUGCAAGGAGCUGCCCAAGACUCCAUCUCUCUGCAAGCUAGCAUCUCUGCUACAGAGAGUGACCUCAGCCUGACCUGCACUCCUGCCCUGAUAACAAACAUCAACAGUGACAUAACCAUAAAAUGCUCUGUUGCGUCAUCUCGCCCUGGAUUGUCCCGCUACGCCGUCACCUGGAUUCUCCAGAAACCGGCCCAAAAUGUCAUCAUUGCCAGCUCCGAUCGAGACGCCUCAGUAAAGUUUGGGCCCACGGUGAAUGUGGUCCACGGCCAACGGAUCAGCGUCCGACGUACUGAGGGUCCUAGUUUUGAGUUGACCAUUCGAGAUACUGAGACCUCAGACCAAGGUGCGUACGUCUGCGAGGUCGUGGAGUGGCUGCAAAAUUCUCGUGGCAAAUGGCACCGCCUCACCUCGGCCUACGGAAGCACGCAGCUGACACUCAGUAAACCUGUCAAUGAUCUGCGUUUGGAUACCACGGAGACAUGGCUCUCUGCAAGGGAAGGAGACGAAGUGCAGCUCAAGUGUGACCUGAUUACAGAAACCUCUGGUCCUCCUAUUUUCUACCAACUCACUUGGUUCUACACCGGGCGUGGUUCUCCGGCCGUGAACAACCAGCUACUCGAGCUUGAUCGCAGUGGCAUGCUGCGGUACCCUAGAAACGAGGGGCUUCACGGCCUGCAGAGGAGGCUGCGUCUCUCUAGACACAAGCCGAGCAGCUUUGGCCUCGAGAUUCAAAGGGUCCAUGAGCGGGAUAGUGGCACCUACCAUUGUCGGGUGGAGCAAUACCAGCUUGGACUUCACGGUCAAUGGCAGCAGAAGGCUUCAGUCGACGGUGUUCCAAUUAUGUUGUCUGUAAAUGUUACAGACAACAACUUGUCCAUCAUACAGAAAGAGUUGGAGUUUAAUGUGAGCACGGAGCAGAAUUUUACCAUCCCCUGUCAUGUCGGCUCCCGGUCCAGCCAGGAAUCCAAGUUCCAGGUCACCUGGUUUUGGCAGGAGGAGAGCCACAGCACACGCUAUCCUCUGUUUACAUCCUAUCGCAACUCCACCUUACACGAUAGGGCAGGGUGGGGUGAGAGACUCAGACGAAUAUUCGGCCAUGAUUCGCCCAACCAUUUUGCGCUCACCGUGUCAAAGCCGACCCUUGCAGAGAGUGGCCUUUAUUCCUGUGAGGUCCAAGAGUGGCUCCCUACUCUCUCCCACGGCUGGAGGAAGGUGGGGGUGGAAAAUUCAGGCUAUUCAACUGUCACCGUCUAUUCACAAGGCCAGAAUGAUCCUCUCUCUGGAUGUUAUUCCGGCAUGUUGAUCGGUGUUUUUGUGGCCAUUGUUCUGUGCUUCUAUCCUGACCUGAACACCAAUGCACCAGUCAGUUUCCAGUCUGACCAUAAUAAUCACAGAAUCAAACCUUUUAUGCCACAAGAUAGCCACGACCCCAGGAAUUCUCCCUCUGAUAAUGAAUGCCCUUAGAGAGAUCUGUAGUUGACUCUCCAGCACCGUGAAAGUCAUCAUGAACAGAAUUCAACCUCCCCAAAUCCUGUUUGGAGAGGAAUAUGUCUUGUAAACAUAGAAUGUCACAAUUUUGAAGAAGUUUAUCCACCACAACACGUCGAGCUCUGUCCCCUGCGCUGUUACUUGCGCGCAACCCCUGGCAGUUACUUGAGACAACAUGCAUUAGAGUUUCCUGAGGAUUCAGCCACAGCUUUGUUUCUCCCCACAGAAAUAUUGCUAGCAGAGGCUCUGUGCCCACGGGGAUUAAAAUACUUCCUAACAUACACUCCAGCUGGCCAGAUUAGGGGACUGUACAUGUCAGCUACUUCUUUACAGUCUGCAAGGCAUGAAAUUAGCUGAGUCUGCUGCCGUGCGAUUCUAUCUUCCUACAUGUCACAGACUUAUUGGCCAACUUCUCAGAUAGAUAAGUGCACAAAGUUUCACCAUGCACAUCCGGAGAGAAUUUAGUGCCAAUUAUACUCACUUGCUUAGUCGUGAUCACUGAUGUGGCUCUCUGUGCCGGUGCCAAUAAUUCCUGUAGGUCUAUUCCUCUGCUCGCGGCCUCUCGAGUGGGUACGGGUUGCAUCUUGGGUGUAACGUUAAUGUUCGGCUUUUUAAGUCCAUUGCUCACGACAACACUCCACGGCAGUGACUUGGCCGGUGUGUGGGGCUGAAUGCUCUCUGUAUCCGCCGCAGCCGGAAGGAGUAACGCCAUCUCUGCCUGCUGAGUAGGCCUCCACACCGUCACCUGUCACAUACCCCCUGCAGCAGUCCCGUGGCCACGGUCUGUGUAGCGCUACUCCAUGGCUGUCACUUGGCAAUUCACAGCCACAGUAGCUGCUGUUAGAUUCUCAUUUAUAUCCGACUGUGCUUCAAUGGUCCUCCGCAGCCCAGAAACUUCACUGCUCAAU